This is a messenger RNA of Moesziomyces antarcticus, 5916 nucleotides long. Its product is annotated as autophagy-related protein 11. Bases 1 to 5916 code for a protein of 1971 amino acids. NCBI's taxonomy places the organism in Eukaryota, Fungi, Basidiomycota, Ustilaginomycetes, Ustilaginales, Ustilaginaceae. Gene Ontology annotation, biological process: autophagy of mitochondrion; autophagosome assembly; piecemeal microautophagy of the nucleus. The transcript has 4 exons. The record is from RefSeq and is a predicted model, not a curated record. Gene Ontology annotation, molecular function: protein kinase binding; molecular adaptor activity. Gene Ontology annotation, cellular component: phagophore assembly site membrane; Atg1/ULK1 kinase complex; extrinsic component of membrane.
AUGAGGCCAAGCGAGGAUUGGGUGAUUUCAGGGUCCAAGACGCGAGAGGGCUCAGCCGGCGCCGCCUCCAUCACGCACGGCUCAGCCGCAAUCACCUUCCUUGCUACUCAGCACCUUCCGUCCCUCCGAAUCAUCGACUUUGCCAAUUGGGGUCCCUCUCGACAACAGAUAGCGUCGUACUUCCUCUUGUACGCGAAGCCGCCUUGGAUCCAUUCUCGUUCACCACCUUCGAUCUUCACGCACGCCACCUGCGAUAGGACCGGAACGACCGCAUGCAUCAUCAUAGCCACUGCGCAAGUGCCGCUGGUCCAAUCCUUGCGUCCCUCGGACCUUAUCAACCAUGAGGGUCAGAUCCCUUCCGAUGCCAUCAUCUGCAUGGCCUCCGACGGCAGCCAGCUCAAGCAGGAACUCCUCGACCGCAUCGUCCAGCAAUCCGCCACGUCCACAUCCGCUUCCUCGUCCACCGUCGCUGCGAGACCACAUCCGAGCGCCUCCACCUCAAAUCCUUCCACACCGGAAGCCCAUCCGGAAUCGCAUACGCACGAGUUCUUCGUCUACAACCGCGACUUUCUCUACACGGACCCAACAGAGCUCGCCGCCGAGCUGGCCGAGCAUGCCGUGCUCGACCCCGUGCCGCCCUUCCCUCAAGCAGAGAUAGCCUUUCCUCCAACACCCAAGUCGCUCGAAGCCCUCGUUACAUGGACGGCAGAGAUCUCCACCCUCGUCGCCGAUCAUGAGCACACCUGUCGCGACCUGCUCAGCCGCAUCACACUCAUCGCACGCAGCCUCCAGGUGGCGCUCGCCAACCUCAGAGAUCACGCCGACAACAUCGAGAACGGCGCCAAGGCGCUCAUCGACGACGUCGCACAGAAGGAGCUCACUCGCAUGAACAGCCUCCUGCAGGGCUACGAGCGUGACCUGCGCAUCCUCGGCAUGGUCUCCAUCCACCCGCGCCUCCAGUCCUCGGGCGCACAGAUGGCCACCACCUCCGCCACCACCACAGCCUCGGGCUCGGCACAGAAUGGCCAGUCCAACGGAUCCGCCGCCGCUGCCAAGCCAAAGCACCGCACCCUCGGCGACUACAUCAGCAAGUCAAAGAUGAGUGCGGUCGCGGAUGCCUGCCAGCGUGUCUUUACCGAGCUGCGCGAGCGCAUCGAGAGGAUCGACGUCGACCUCACACUCAUUCGCAACGACACACAGGGCCUGUCAGACGAGGUAGAGGCCACCACGCCAGAAGUGGCCGACGAAACGUACCAGCGAGUCGCAGAAGCUUUGGCGCGAACGAGGGAGCUGCAAGCUUUCAUCGAGUCCACAUGCUCACCCGAUGCACAGGGCUGGCCCGUCGCCGACAAGAUCGACCGUGCCACGUUCGACCGCAUCGUCAGCAGCGCCAACGAGCUCCUCCUUCUGAACGAGGUGGUGCGCGAAGCUGUUCAGCGCCUCACGCAGGAUCGCAACGACAUCCUCGAGCGCAGCCUCCACCUCCUCGUCGACAUCUCGGGCAUCCAGUCCGAGUUCACAGAGACUGGCUCCUUGCUCGCCGCAGUCGAUGCCGAUCUGCACUCCAACAAGCUCGACGGCUUCAAGCAUCUGCAUCGGCUCAAAAACAUGCUCUGGGCGUACGGCGCCACCGUCGUCGAGGUCGUCAGGCGGCGCGAGUUUGCCAAGCACUUCCUCGGCAAGUCGCAGUCCCUCGCUGAGCUCAUGGCCAAGCUCUCCGCGUCCGAGUGGAAGCGACGCCAGUUUUAUCGUAACGACGUCUCGUCGCUUCUCCCGUGGGAGGUCAAGGGCAUGGACGACAAACCGCCGAGCCUCGAGAUCACCACGCCCCGCGUCAGCAACGAAGGCACCGCUGAUCUCAGCCUGGCAGACCUCCAGGCUCUCUACGAGCUGCUCGACCAGGUAGAUCUGCGGCUACGCGAAGAGGCUGAGGGUCAAGACGCAGCCGCGAGCCCGAUUCCCGAGGUCAAGGCGGCAUUGCAAUCUCUGGCGGCCGCGCUGCAGGACCUCGACGACGAGUUUAUUCAUCUCGUCAACCUACAGCUGCUCAACAAGGAAGACGACGAAGACGGUUCCGACGACGAUACCGACGAGAGCGGCUCCGACACGUCGAUUCGCGCGCGCAAGCGUGAGCGUCGCCGCCAACGUCUCACUGCCUCGCUCGCGGCCGCUAACGACCAAGAGCUCGCCCAGCUGCGCCGCGAGCUGGCGGCCGUAAAAGCCGCCAAGGACGAGGCAGAGCGCGCGCUCAAGGCAGAGGGUGAAAGCCGCGCCUUAGGCCUCAAAGCCGAGAUCGAGACGCUCAAGCGCCAGCUCGAGACGGGCAAGUCGGACGCGACCCAGCGCGAGGCAGAGAAGCGCGAGGCGCAGGAUCGCAUCGACACGCUCGUCGCCGACCUCGAGGUGGAGCGCGAGCGCAGGCUCAACAUGGUCGACGAGGUCAACCAGCUGCGCCGCGAUCUCGAGCAGAGCCACCGUUCCGAGGCCGAGGCGAAACAGGAGGCCAUGGAGGAUGCAGAGCGCGUCGCCGAACUCGAGGCACAGGCACACGAGCUGCACGUCGAGCUCGAAGAGGCCAAGGUCGCACGCAUCGACGCGAGCAAGCGCAUCGAGGCGCUGCUCAGCGAGGGAUCGAGUGCCGAGGACGAGCUCCGCACCGCCCAGGCGCGCAUCGACGAGCUGACGGAGCAGCUGUCGAAUGCCCAUGCGGAGGCAGCCAAGGCGCGCGAGACGACAGCAGAGAUCGAGGCAGUCAAGGAGCGACAGAUCCGUUCUUAUCGCGCCGAGGCGGAUGGCGACCGCGCCAUCCUGGAGGAGAAGGUGCGUGCGCUCAAGGCGGAUCUGGAUGCCAAGGUGCAACUGCUCCAGCAGCAGACGGCGAUCGCAUCGCGCGCAGAGCAAAGCCGCAUCCCGGAUCGCGAGGCCAUCGAGCUGCUCCGUGGACAGUUGCAGGCCGCCGACGUCGCGCACGAAGAGAUCGUCAAAGAGAUGGACCGCGCCAAGGAGAUCGCCGACGAAGCCGAGGCGUCCCGCCGCGAUGUCGAGGCUAGCCGCCAGCAGCUGCUCGAGCGGACGCGCGGGCUGCUCGCCAAGGUCAGCCAGCUGCGCAAGACGGUGCGUGCCAUGCCGGUCCACUCGUCGUCCCGCCAAGCAUCGUCGUCCAGCAACGCAGCUGUCGCUGCGGGCAACGGCGCCACGUCGAGCUCGGCGCCCGCAGGCUCCGCAGCUGCAGUGGCUCAGCGCGCCAUCGCUGCGUCGACAGGCAGUCUUUCUGCAUCCGACCUUUCAGAGUCGCAACGCCAGGCGGCGCUCGAUGCAUUCGAAGCCGAGGCGGAGGGCGCCAACUUUGAAACGACGCUCGAUGCGCUGCGUGCGUUCGAUGCGGUCGAGAUGUACAACGAAGUCAAGGCGAAGCUCGACUCGCUCAACGUGCUGGUGCGCAAGUGGCAGAAGGCGUGGAAGUCGGCCAACGAUAAGGUGACCAAGGCGAAUGCGGCGGCCCGAGACAAGAUCGCCUUCCGCAACUUCCAGUCGGGCGACUUGGCGCUGUUUUUGCCCACGAGGAAUUCGAAUCUGGCUGCCAAGCCGUGGGCUGCGUUCAACAUCAGCUUCCCGCACUUCUUCCUCAACGCCAAGGGACCGCUGGCGGAGCAGCUGAGGACCAAGGAGUGGAUCGUGGCGCGCAUCACGACGAUUACCGAUUGCGUUGUGCCCGCGGCCCCGGAUGCGGAUGCGGAUGCCAAGGAGGACGAGGCGGCGAAUCCGUUCCGUCUGCCGGCAGGCGUGCGCUACUUUUUGCUGGAUGUCGAGACGUACAGCGGGCACAGCUCGGCGCCACAGCUCAAGAGCAGAAAGAGCUCCUCGGCUGCGCUUGAUUCUGAGUCCACGUCGGCCUUGCGCGGGUCCGACAAGCAAGCUGCUCCCGCGCACCCUAGGAGUCAGAGCGAAGGGACGCUGACCGGUCUUCAAAAGGUCUCGAACGAGAGCCAGACGGUUCCCACCGAUGUCAAGGGUGACCCACCGACAGCAGCACCCACAAAUGAAGCGGCUGUGGAGGCGCAAGAUGCGCGUGGCGGCUCGGACGAAGAUAAGGCAGGGCAGACGAGCGGCUUUUCGCUCAGGUCCGAGAAGUCCGAGAAACUCGAUGUGCCCGACCAGCCGACGCCGCCGAUGCAGACGCCGGACACGUCGCCGCACAUUGGGUCGGCCAAGCUGCCAGAUGCCGCAGCUUCCGCAUCGGUAGCCGACUCGCGCACAGCUGCCACGUCGGCAGCGCCUGCAUCCGCACUGACGCGGGCAAUCAGAAGCACGUCACCCGCUGCGUCGAUGAAGACGGGACGGUGGCGUGCGGGCUCGUCGGCCUCGGCGAGUGGGUCGCCCUGGGCGGCACGCGGGAUCAUGGGCAUCGCUGAGGAGGCCGAUGCGCGGAACGAAAGGGACGGCGACGCUUCGAGUGCAACAGGGUCGACGAGCCACCGGACGGCGCUGAUCGAGCACGCUACGCUCGCACCUGCAUUUGGUCGGCCGAACAAGCACCGUGAAGGAGGGUCGCGCGGACGUAUUGCCUCUCCAUCUAGUACUGAAGGCGGGAUGGAGGGGCGCGGGGUGACGUCGGCGCCUGCGUCGCAGACUCGGUCGGAGGGGAUCGCGAUCCGCGUGUCGCGUCCGCUGCGCUCCGAGUUAGUAGACACGGCCGUGUCGAAUCCCUUCUCGCAGUCGCCGGGGCCGGCGUCGCUGCCUGCGGGUCGGGAGGGCUUGGGAACGCUCGGCCGCAGUGCGCAGCGCAAGUCGAGUCUGAACAUCGCCACGACGGCUGCUACGGCGGCGCCUAGCGUUCAGCGGUGGCCGGGUGGGAGCGACGGCGUGGUGAAGCGCAGUGCGUCGUCGGCGUCUACGGCGUCGAAUGCCGGUGGCGGGAUUAGGAUCAAUGGGCGCAGCAUUCUGGUGGAUACGCUGUCGAUGGGGCGGCAUCAGCGGCAGACGUCGGCGUCGUCCGCGGCGGUGGCUGCGACCUCGGCGGUGACGGCGCAUGCGGUGCCGGGAGCAUUCCCGUCGUCGUUUUCGUCGUCUGGCUCGCUGGCUGAACCGGCGUCGCCGCAGCUGGGCGCGCCGGCGCUGCCAGCAGCGGAGGAUGCAGCUGCGUCGCCGCGAAAGCCGAGCCGGUCGUUUUUCAGCCAGACGCUCGGGCGGUUGAGUGGCGUGGCGGCGCAGACGGUGGGUCCGCCGUUUGCGCCCGCGGGCGAUACAGCCCGGGAGGCGAGGAAGCAGCCGCGGCCGUCGCUGUUUGCGGCGGUGGCGCCGUUUGAUGAGCAGCAGCCGCAGCAGCCGCAGCAGCCACAGGGGGCCGAGGGCGGCGCGUCGGGUUUUUCCAAUGCGUCCGCCUCGAGUGCCGAGGGUUUGCUCAAGCGGUUGGAGUGCAGUCGUGAUGCGAGGGUCAGUGGCGUGGACUUCUCAGCUCCAUCAAGGGUGUACUGGGGACGCACCAGCGACGUUGCUAGCUCACAGUUGAUCCGUCUGUCGAUACAUGCCUCGGACCCAGUGUCGGGAAUUGGAAGCAUCGGCAAUGUGCAACCAGUAGAGUUGUUCCGUCGCAACCUGUUGCCACUGACGCCAAAGCCGUGCCGCAUGCCCGUUGUGGCGGCGACCUCAGCGUUGGUGCUCGCAGCACUGUUCAAUGGCGAGGUGUGGACGUUGCAAGCGACGAUGCGCGAAUCGUCACGUCGACGCAGCUUUCCACCAUGGCGAGAAUUGGGUCCUCGGCGUGGAUCCCCGCAAUGGGCACGCCAAGACCUCUUUCAAGUGCGGCAGGCGCGCGCGCUCGUGUCUGCAAGCAAUUGCUCAGAUGGUCAUUUGAGGCUGCCAAUGCUCAACAGGUCUUGGAUCGCCAUUCCGUCGGGCCAUGACCUCAAUAGCUGA